This is a messenger RNA of Prosopis cineraria, 1183 nucleotides long. RefSeq names its product exosome complex exonuclease RRP46 homolog. Gene Ontology annotation, biological process: U4 snRNA 3'-end processing; rRNA catabolic process; poly(A)-dependent snoRNA 3'-end processing. Lineage: Eukaryota; Viridiplantae; Streptophyta; Magnoliopsida; Fabales; Fabaceae. The transcript is spliced from 8 exons. The coding region runs from base 205 to 936 and encodes 243 amino acids. The record is from RefSeq and is a predicted model, not a curated record. Gene Ontology annotation, cellular component: nuclear exosome (RNase complex); cytoplasmic exosome (RNase complex); nucleolus.
AAUCGAAAGUAAAAACUAAAAUCCCAAAUCGUCAUUGUGUACCUCGCUGUGCUCCUCCUGGAAGUGGGAGAUCGCCGCCGCGCCGGUGCUCGUCAGGCGACUCUUUACACACUCAAGGUUCUCCUUCUUUAUUUUUCCCUCCAUAUCUCACGCUUGAAAUUUUGGUGCCACGCGCCUUGCGACUGUGAGGUAUCUUCGUCUUCCAUGGAAGUUGAUAGACCUGAUGGCCGUUCGCCUAGUCAAUUGAGGCCCCUCGCUUGCUCUCGGGGCAUCCUUAAUCGUGCUCAUGGCUCAGCUAGCUGGACUCAAGGGGAGACCAAGGUUCUUGCGGCAGUUUAUGGACCCAAAGCUGGAACUAGGAAGAAUGAAAAUCCCGAAAAGGCUUGCAUUGAAGUAAUAUGGAAACCUAAGACAGGGCAGAUUGGAAAAUUGGAGAGGGAGUCUGAGAUGAUAUUAAAGAAAUCUCUGGAAAGCAUUUGCAUUCGAAGCAUGUACCCAAACACCACGACUUCAGUUAUUAUUCAGGUUGUCCAUGAUGACGGUGCUCUUCUUCCGUGUGCUAUAAAUGCUGCAUGUGCCGCCCUUGUAGAUGCAGGAAUUCCACUGAAACAUCUCGCUGUUGCAAUAUGUUGUUCUGUAGCUGACAGUGGCUAUGUUCUACUGGACCCUAACAAACUUGAAGAGGAGAAAAUGAAAGCAUUUGCCUAUUUAGUCUUCCCAAAUACAUGUGUUUCGGUUCUACCUAGAGGAUCAUUGCAGGUGGAUAAGGAACCUGUGGAACAUGGAAUCAUUACAUCUGUAACCCAUGGUGCAAUGUCGGUGGACGAUUAUCUCCAUUGCCUAGAACGAGGGCGUGCUGCCACUGCAAGGAUGUCUGAAUUCUUGAGGAAGAGCUUACAGCCACAAUUGUCAGGAGACUCAUCUAAAGCUGGUUGACACUAUGCAGCUUGUGCCUUGUAUGUUUGACCCUUGCUUGCUUGCUAACUGGGAGUUGUUAUUGAGCUUCAUGCUUGUGAGCCCUUGUACGUUAGCUUAGUAGCAGCCUAGAAAAAUAUCUUGAUUGAACGUGUUAGUGUAAUGAUAUAGACCUCAUUGUUUAGGUAUUUAAUGAAAUCUUGAAAUUAAUUUUGUUAGAUCUUAACUUGUUACCUCUGACCAAAUAUAUAUGUUCUUCUUCUCCUCC